UUUCUUGAAAAGGCUCCAGGCUUCGGCUUGGAAAAUCCAACCGCCAAAAUUGAGCCCAGUAGCUGGAGCGGCAGCGAGAGCCCUGCCGAAAACAUGGAAAGGAUGAGUGACUCUGCAGAUAAGCCGAUAGACAACGAUGCCGAAGGAGUCUGGAGCCCCGACAUUGAGCAGAGCUUUCAGGAGGCCCUGGCUAUCUAUCCACCGUGUGGGAGGAGGAAAAUCAUCUUAUCAGACGAAGGCAAAAUGUAUGGUAGGAAUGAACUGAUAGCCAGAUACAUCAAACUCAGGACAGGGAAGACGAGGACCAGAAAGCAGGUGUCUAGUCACAUUCAGGUUCUUGCCAGAAGGAAAUCUCGUGAUUUUCAUUCCAAGCUAAAGGUAACAAGCAUGGAUCAGACCGCAAAGGACAAGGCCCUGCAGCACAUGGCAGCCAUGUCAUCAGCGCAGAUCGUCUCCGCCACUGCCAUUCACAACAAGCUGGGGCUGCCUGGGAUUCCACGCCCCACCUUCCCAGGGGCACCGGGGUUCUGGCCUGGAAUGAUACAAACAGGGCAGCCAGGAUCCUCCCAAGACGUCAAGCCCUUCGUCCAGCAGGCCUACCCCAUCCAGCCAGCGGUCACAGCCCCCAUUCCAGGGUUUGAGCCUACGUCAGCCCCAGCUCCCUCGGUCCCUGCCUGGCAAGGGCGUUCCAUUGGCACAACCAAGCUUCGCCUGGUGGAAUUCUCAGCUUUUCUUGAACAACAGCGAGACCCAGACUCGUACAACAAACACCUCUUCGUGCACAUUGGGCAUGCCAACCAUUCUUACAGUGACCCAUUGCUUGAAUCCGUGGACAUUCGUCAGAUUUAUGACAAAUUUCCAGAAAAGAAAGGUGGCUUAAAGGAACUAUUUGGAAAGGGCCCUCAAAAUGCCUUCUUCCUCGUAAAAUUCUGGGCCGACUUAAACUGCAAUAUCCAAGAUGAUGCCGGGGCUUUUUAUGGUGUAACCAGCCAGUAUGAGAGUUCUGAAAACAUGACAGUCACCUGUUCCACCAAAGUGUGCUCCUUUGGGAAGCAAGUAGUAGAAAAAGUAGAGACGGAGUAUGCAAGGUUUGAGAAUGGCCGAUUUGUAUACCGAAUAAACCGCUCCCCAAUGUGUGAAUAUAUGAUCAACUUCAUCCACAAGCUCAAACACUUACCAGAGAAAUAUAUGAUGAACAGUGUUUUGGAAAACUUCACAAUUUUAUUGGUGGUAACAAACAGGGAUACACAAGAAACUCUCCUCUGCAUGGCCUGUGUAUUUGAAGUUUCAAAUAGUGAACAUGGAGCACAACACCAUAUUUACAGGCUUGUAAAGGACUGAACAUGAUUAUUUAUAUAUAUAGAUAUCUGUAUAUACACACACCUAUGUGCACACACACACUCUCCAUUAUUGAACGACUGACUGUAAACCUCACCACGUGGGUGGUGUCCUGGCCCCGAGGUCACCCCAACUUUUCUAAAUCCUGUUUGAGUGAAGUCAUUUUUUCAUGUGUUCAUACUAUCAUUGUAGCUGUGAAGUUCUGGUACAGUUGUAAAGAGAAAUCGAGUUGUUUCUAUGUGUUCUUCAGAUCUGCAGCCCAUAAUUCCUCGGGAAAGGAAAACCUAAACAACCCAGGUCUCUCUCUACAGAGACCUGUUUCUUAUUGUGGUAGAAAAUAUUAAGACAGAGCAUUGCCCAUGGGACAUUUACUGCCUUUACACAAAUGUAUUUAGUUCUCUUUUUUUUUUCCAACAUGAAAUUCUUGUUUUAAGAUACAAGUAAAAUUAAUCUUUAAAUAUAAAUGUAAAUUAGUACACAAAACUAAGAAUCUUUAGACUUAUCUUUGUAACUAAUUAGGGUGGAAGUUAUAAAAAGAAUGUAAUUCACUAAAUUAUUUUUUAAAUGAAACCUUUCUUUCUUUUUGAAACCAAAUGUUAAACUAUAGCCUUAAGAAAUGCUUGGUAGAAAUAUCCUAAUGAGACAAAUUUGUACUUCUUUCCUCAAGGUUAAAACUAAUCUUCUAAUCCAUUAAACUCUUGAACAGGUAUUACAGAGGAAGAAAACUUCACCCCUUAUCCUUAACAUAUAUAGUAUAUUUAAAAAUGUAAAAUUGUAUUGUACUAAUGUGAUGGUUGAUUAUUUAA
This is a messenger RNA of Marmota flaviventris (yellow-bellied marmot), 2144 nucleotides long. RefSeq names its product TEA domain transcription factor 1 (gene Tead1). Gene Ontology annotation, cellular component: transcription regulator complex. The record is from RefSeq and is a predicted model, not a curated record. Gene Ontology annotation, molecular function: DNA-binding transcription factor activity, RNA polymerase II-specific; RNA polymerase II cis-regulatory region sequence-specific DNA binding. Gene Ontology annotation, biological process: embryonic organ development; regulation of transcription by RNA polymerase II; hippo signaling. NCBI's taxonomy places the organism in Eukaryota, Metazoa, Chordata, Mammalia, Rodentia, Sciuridae.